Molecule: messenger RNA, 762 nt
Organism: Dibothriocephalus latus
Lineage: Eukaryota; Metazoa; Platyhelminthes; Cestoda; Diphyllobothriidea; Diphyllobothriidae
Source: the annotation of a GenBank genome assembly
CCGAACAAUGAGCUUGCAGGCUACGCCUGCCGUUGUACCAAGGGAUACAAACCAACAAGUGAGUCUGACCCCACCUGUGUGAACGUGAAUGAAUGUGAGGAUCCCAUCAAUACGCCUUGCCUCAACGGUGGCGACUGUCAUGAUCUGGUGCCUCCAACCUUUGUCGACGUCUCAGGAAAGGAGCGGCGAUUCCGAUGCGAAUGCCGUUUUGGAUUUACUGGAACUUAUUGUGAAAUACCGCCGCCCCCCGUGGCCUGGUCGGCCUGGGGUGACUGGUCCACCUGCUCUGUUGAAUGCGGCAUGGGAGUUCGAAACCGUCAUCGGACUUGUCCCCGACCCGGUGAGUGCCUUGGAAAGGACACUCAAGCAACAGUCUGCGCUGGACGUGUGCUCACGUGCGAUGAUGUUGAAACCAAAAUCAUUGACGGAAAGGUCACCUUUAUUUAUCGAUCGGAGACCCGUGUGUUGAAGCAGGCUGGAAUCCUGUGGACACCAGAGGACGAAUUGCUCCUAGUAGAUGCCUUCGGCUGGUCCGAACAACAACAAGAAGUGAAAUACCAAGGGAAGGAUCACGGCGUUCGUAAUGAAAGCAUUGCCCUAUGGCUGGGCGAUGUAGUCAAGCUGCUGGGUCUCCAGCAUGUCAGCAAAUACUGGACUCACCAACAGAUUACGGCAGUUUUGUCUCUGCUUGCCACAGUUAUAAUAGUGACACGUUAUCCUUCAGUUGACUCCGCAACAUCAGAAUACUGCUAUGACUGUUAA